AUGUGUCCAUUGUGCAUGGAACCUUUCGACCCGGACGACCUGAACUUUUAUCCAUGCAAAUGCGAGUACCAGAUAUGCCGAUUCUGCUGGCAUCGGAUUCGAACGGACGAAAAUGGCUUAUGUCCGGCGUGCCGUCAGCCGUACCCUGAAGACCCGGUUGAUUUUCGACCACUGUCGUCCGAAGAGCUGCUGAAGAUGAAAAGUGACAAAAAGUUGAAAGAGCAGAUUCGGAAACAGAAGAUGUCUGAAAGCAGGAAGCAUCUGGCUGCGUUGAGGGUUGUUCAGAAGAACCUGGUGUUCGUUGUCGGCCUACCGGCAAAAGUCGGCGAGCCGGAAAUGCUGAAGAAGCACGAAUAUUUCGGCAAGUUCGGCAAGAUUCACAAAGUCGUCGUCAACAGCAAUCCUCAGCACUCAUCGCAGGGUUCCACCGUCAGCGCGUACGUCACCUACUGCCGAGUGGAAGAUGCGCUGAAAGCCAUCCAGGGGGUGAACAACGCUCAGAUCGAUGGUCGAACCGUCAAGGCGUGUCUCGGUACCACAAAGUACUGUGCUAACUUCCUUCGCAACCAACCUUGCCAUAAACAGUUGAGUCUCAUGCGAUCGAGAUACGCUGAAUAA
This is a messenger RNA of Soboliphyme baturini, 618 nucleotides long. The record is from the annotation of a GenBank genome assembly. NCBI's taxonomy places the organism in Eukaryota, Metazoa, Nematoda, Enoplea, Dioctophymatida, Soboliphymatidae.